This is a messenger RNA of Suncus etruscus (white-toothed pygmy shrew), 1265 nucleotides long. RefSeq names its product alpha and gamma adaptin binding protein (gene AAGAB). Lineage: Eukaryota; Metazoa; Chordata; Mammalia; Eulipotyphla; Soricidae. The transcript is spliced from 10 exons. Bases 37 to 984 code for a protein of 315 amino acids. The record is from RefSeq and is a predicted model, not a curated record.
GCGGCGCGUGAACGCAGCCGGCUCGGGAACACAGCGAUGGCUGCGGGCGUGCCCUGCGCGCUCAUUACCAGCUGCGCCUCCGCGUUCCCCGGGGAUCGUCUGGUGCAACAUAUCCUUGGGAUCGAAGAUCUUGUGGUAGAAUCAACUGCUGACGAUGCUGUGAGAUUUUACCCUUGGACCAUUGAUAAUAAAUACUAUUCGGCAGACAUCAAUCUGUGUGUGGUGCCCAACAAGUUUCUCGUCACUGCAGAAAUUGCUAAGACUGUUCAAGCCUUUGUUGUCUACUUUGAUAGCACACAAAAAUCUGGUCUUGAUAGUGUCUCCUCAUGGCUCCCACUAGCAGAAGCAUGGUUACCUGAGGUCAUGAUAUUGGUCUGUGAUCGAGUGUGUGAAAAUGGUGUGACUCGACAGAAAGCUCAAGAAUGGUGUAUCAAACAUAGCUUUGAAUUGGUGGAACUUAGUCCGGAAGAAUUGCCUGAGGAGGAUGAUGACUUCCCAGAGUCUACAGGAGUAAAGCGGAUUGUACAAGCCUUGAAUGCCAAUGUCUGGCCCAAUGCAGUGAUGAAGAAUGAUCGGAACCAAGGCUUUAGCCUUCUCAGCUCGCUGGCUGGAGCCCACCAUAAUGUUGGGGCCGCAGAGCGGAGCCACUCAGAGCAGACCCGUGUGCCACCAGCUGAUGGAACUGAAUUUCUCCAGCAUUCCCAGGGUGGUGCAGUGAAUGAGGCUGAUUCUCAGGCAGACAGUCUGGUGGAUCCUAUGUUAGAUUUGGAUAUUCAAGAACUAGCCAGUCUUACUACUGGUGGAGGAGAUGUGGAAAAUUUUGAAAGACUAUUCUCGAAGUUAAAAGAAAUGAAAGACAAGGCUGCGACGCUUCCUCAUGAGCAAAGAAAAGUGCACGCAGAAAAGGUGGCCAAAGCAUUCUGGAUGGCGAUUGGGGGCGACAGAGAUGAAAUCGAAGGCCUUUCCUCUGAUGAAGAACACUAAAUUACCUGGGGCUUUAUCAGCAAAGAUGCUAAUAAUAACUCUUUCUGCCUGAGGUGCUUCCACACUUGACCCAGUUAUAAUUUAUUGACAAUGCCCAUAUUAUGAUGACCACUUGCCUUGAUUACCAGGUCCUCUUAAAGUUAAUUUGUAGGCGGGGGUUUGGGAGAAAUCUAUUUUUCCCCCUCAGUCCAUUGUAAGGGAGUGAGGACUCUAAUGACAAUAAGGAACAAGAAUUUUUCAAAUAAACUUCCUGGUUUACUCUAGGAAUGAGUGCUGGACAA